This is a messenger RNA of Pteronotus mesoamericanus, 2610 nucleotides long. It is a transcript of the gene GRAMD2B, whose product is annotated as GRAM domain containing 2B. The record is from RefSeq and is a predicted model, not a curated record. Bases 121 to 1461 code for a protein of 446 amino acids. Gene Ontology annotation, cellular component: cytoplasmic microtubule. The transcript is spliced from 14 exons. NCBI's taxonomy places the organism in Eukaryota, Metazoa, Chordata, Mammalia, Chiroptera, Mormoopidae.
AAAGAGCUUCCUGCAAUGCAGGAACUGAACAAAGCAAAACCGUAGAUUUUCACAUUAUUGGGGAGACUCAGAAAUGCGCCUUUGAGUUUAUUUUUUGACCUGGCAUCUGACAAGUGCACAAUGGUGAAGAAAAGGCUGUCUUCCAAUGACUCAGUGUUCCGGUGGGAGACUCCUGGCAGCCCAGGCAAGGCCAGCUCGGAGGCCCCGCACAGCUCCACCGACAGCCCCGGCUCAGUGUUUCUCAGCUCAGAGGCUGAGAAUGGUAUGGAGGAGAAAAAGAAGGCCUGCAGGUCACCAGCAUCCCAGCCUCCCACCCCAUCCAGUGAGGCCGAGUCCCCAGACCAGAAGAGACUCAUCUGCCUGCGGUCAAAACCCAAUUUCGAUGGUGCCUCUUUAGCAAGUGAUAAGAAUGACUGUAAAACAGAAAGCAAAAAUGACUCUAAGGCGGAAAGGAAAAAGUCUUCGUCUUCCAGCCAGUACAAGGCAAAUAUGCACUUUCACAAGUUGUUUGUUGAUGUCCCAACUGAGGAACCACUGAGGCAAAGUUUUACCUGUGCCCUGCAGAAAGAGAUAUUAUACCAAGGGAAGCUCUUUGUAUCAGAAAACUGGAUCUGUUUUCAUUCCAAGGUCUUUGGAAAAGACACUAAGAUCUCUAUUCCAGCUUUCUCCGUAACCCUAAUAAAGAAAACCAAAACUGCCCUUCUGGUGCCAAAUGCCCUGAUUAUAGCGACAGUCACAGACAGGUACAUAUUUGUCUCCUUACUCUCCAGAGAUUCAACUUAUAAACUGCUAAAAUCUGUGUGUGGACACUUGGAUAGUACAAGUGUUGGAAACAGUCCCAGUCCAUCUUCUCUUGAAAACAGUUUCCGGGCAGAACACCCUACGUCUCUGCCUCUGGAUUUCAACGAUGAAUUCUCAGAUCUGGAUGGAGUGGUUCAACAAAGAAGGCAAGACAUGGAAGGAUACAGCAGUUCUGGUUCUCAGACUCCUGAAUCCGAGAACUCUAGAGAUUUCCAUGUGACAGAAUCCCAGACAGUUCUGAAUGUCUCCAAGGGAGAAGCAAAACCAACGAGGGCAGAUGCCCAUGUGAACAGAGUACCUGAAGGAAAAGUCAAGAGUCUCCCUGCACGUGGUCAGUCAGAAACCAUUGGAAUAUUACACGAAGUCAAGUCUCAGAAAUAUCCAACUCUCCGCCAUAUUCUUAUAUUCUAUGCAAUCGUGGUCUGUGCACUAAUCAUCUCGACCUUCUACAUGAGAUACAGAAUUAAUACUCUGGAGGAGCGGCUGGGCUCACUAACCUCCACUGUGGACGGCCAUCAUACCGAGCAGGCAGCACCUUCCAGCCUGGGGUCACAGGUACAAUUAAACGUGGAGGUCCUCUGCCGAGAGCUUACAGCCAACAUACUGAAAUUAGAAAAGAUACAGAACAACUUGCAGAAGUUGCUUGAGAAUGGCGACUGAUGGACCAGAUUGCUUGGGCCAACACGAUACCUCGCGCUUCCCUUUGAAGAAGGUGCUCCCGCAGGUGUCCUGGUGGACGCUCCCUGCUGGCCAGAGGAGCAAGUAGCGCGGCAUCCCCAGCCAUGUUUGCACUUGGAGGUCUCCAGCUCAGGAAGGGGGGGGGGGAUAAUUUUGGUUCCUGUGCAAUAAAGUUGACCUUGACUCUGACGAAGUUUUCAGUGCUGCUGCCUGAAGAAAACACCCAUCUCGGGAGGUCUCAGAAAGGACCUGGCGGACACUCUCUUGGAUGACUGUGGGUCAGUGGCCGUGGUGACUGUGUCAGCAAACACACUCCACAACAUGCCUUUUCAGUCCUUCCCGCUCUCCCUUACACCCCAGCCUUCAAACUAAGGGAUAUAUCAUGUGCCAACAGACCUGAUGUGGUCCUUUGAAGAAUUAGCCGUAACUCUCCAAAGGCAAUAAAGAGCUCUCAUGGACAGACUUGCUUCAAAGAAAUAACACCAGCAUUUUCCCCCUUCCACUCUUCUGUCCUAGUUUAAAUCAUGUGUGUAUCUUAACUUCUCAGUUGAAUAUUGGCAAGAAUAUUGGGUAAAGCAGAUAAAGCAUCCCAUUUGUGUUUUGUUUUGCUCUUCUAACUAAUACUUAAUUGUACUGAUUCUCACCCACCCCAGAUCAAGAAUCUGUGAGACAUGGGACUGAAGUACUAAGUAAACUUACUUUGAAACCAAAACUAAUCUUUAAACCAAAAAGGUAUAAUGUGAUUUGACACAGGAUGAAAAACACCGUAUUUUUAAGAUGAUAAGUGGACUAUGUUACUUUUGAAAAAGGAUGUCUGUAUUGAAUGCUGAAGCCCACGUCAGCAUGAGGAUAGCAUGCUUUUUAUCUUUUACUGACUAAAAUAAAUAACUGGUGGUUUGCUAACUUCUAUUUACCAUAUGGGUUGCCUGGUUUUUAUUAAUAAUUAUUUAGGUACCAUAAGAUCUGUAAUAUAAAAGAUACUCUGUUUCUAUCUGCAAUGCAUUUUAUAAUCAUUUCUAUGAAAUGUAUUUUAUUUAAUCAGAUAAGCUAAUAAGUGAAUUGGUUACAUCAUUUGUAUCUGUUAGCCUACUGGACAAGAAUUGUGCCUGGUGCACCCUGGCUUUUAAUAAA